Messenger RNA from Musca domestica (house fly), 1151 nucleotides. It is a transcript of the gene CSN5, whose product is annotated as COP9 signalosome complex subunit 5. Lineage: Eukaryota; Metazoa; Arthropoda; Insecta; Diptera; Muscidae. Gene Ontology annotation, biological process: protein deneddylation. The record is from RefSeq and is a predicted model, not a curated record. Gene Ontology annotation, molecular function: deNEDDylase activity; protein binding; metallopeptidase activity. Gene Ontology annotation, cellular component: cytoplasm; COP9 signalosome. The coding region runs from base 44 to 1048 and encodes 334 amino acids. The transcript is spliced from 3 exons.
UGUUUGCCACCUCUAAACGAGAAUAAAAAUAAAAUUCGCAAAAAUGGACGCUGAUGCCGCACGUAGAUCCUGGGAACUGGAGAAUAACAUCAAAACACUGCCAGCAUGUGAUGAAAUCUUUCGCUACGAUGCCGACCAACAAAGGCAGAUUCUGGAUGCCAAGCCAUGGGAGAAAGAUCCACACUAUUUUAAGGAUAUUAAAAUUUCCGCUUUGUCUUUGCUGAAAAUGGUAAUGCAUGCUCGGUCGGGUGGUACUUUGGAAAUUAUGGGUUUGCUGUUGGGUAAAGUGGAAGAUAACACCAUGAUUGUCAUGGAUGCAUUUGCAUUGCCGGUGGAAGGCACCGAAACACGGGUCAAUGCUCAAUCUCAGGCUUACGAGUAUAUGUCGGCCUACAUUGAUUCGGCUAAAGAAGUUGGUCGCCUUGAAAAUGCCAUUGGAUGGUAUCACAGUCAUCCCGGCUAUGGCUGUUGGUUGUCUGGCAUUGAUGUAUCCACCCAGAUGCUUAAUCAGAACUAUCAAGAACCAUUUGUGGCAAUUGUUGUUGAUCCCGUACGUACUGUGUCGGCGGGAAAAGUUUGUCUUGGUGCAUUCCGCACCUAUCCCAAGGGUUAUAAACCACCUAAUGAAGAGCCAUCAGAAUAUCAAACAAUUCCAUUGAAUAAAAUUGAAGAUUUUGGUGUUCAUUGUAAACAAUAUUAUCCACUGGAGGUGAGUUAUUUUAAAUCAGCAUUGGAUCGUAAGCUGUUGGAUUCGUUGUGGAACAAAUAUUGGGUGAAUACACUCGGUAGUUCUGGUCUCUUGACCAAUACCGAUUAUACCACAGGACAAAUAUUUGAUUUAUCCGAGAAAUUAGAACAAAGUGAAUCGAGCCUGGGAAGAGGUACAUUCUUGUUGUCGGGUGGCGAUGUCAAUGAAAAACGCACUGAAGAUAAACUAACCAAAGCCACCAGGGAUUGUAGCCGUGCAUCGAUUGAAUUGAUCCAUGGUUUAAUGGCCCAAAUUGCCAAGGAUAAAUUAUUCAAUAAAGUUGGUUUGGAUAACAAAUAAAUAUGAUAUAAUCUAUGAAUGAAUGCGUGUGAUUUAGUUUAUGUAUCUAUAAUUUCGGAAUGCAUCUUAAACAGAAUAAAAUAAAUUCUUAUGUGAUGUAAAA